ACAGAGAGGGGGGCACGGACGCGCGCGCGCGCACACGCACACAGCAGAAGAAAGCAGCAGCGGGCAGCGGCACGUCACGCAACGGAAAGAGAGCAAAGGAGGGCUGCGCGGGGGGCGAUCGGCGCGCGUGGAGUGACAGCACCCGCGGAAGAGGAGGAGAGGGGCGCGGGAGCCACUGCAUCAUCACGCGCCCGCAUAAGCAGGGAUCGCACAGAGGCGCACCGACAGUCGCGGCAGCCCGGACUCGGAGUCGGUGACAGGCGGAAGGAGCGGCCGCAGGUGGGGGGGGGACGACGACGCGCACCGACACAGCAGCCCGCGCGCGCUACUCUUGCGCCUCUCUCAUCUCGGUCCGCGCGCGGACCCGCGCCGACACCUCGCGCCUGCGUCUCAGCCCCACCCCCUCCUGCACCCACCGCCAGCGCACGUUCUGUCCCGUCCCGCCCCCGACUGACUCCUCAUCCUCCAGCUCAUCUUCCAGCUCAUCCUUCAGCUCAUCCUCCGCUCCGCUCCCACUGACUGACAUGCCGGAGAUCCGAAUCCAGCAGCCGCCCAGAAAGCCGGAGAACGUUACGUAAGAGUGGGGCACGUAAUCCGGUCCGAAGAGCCGCGAGGCGACCGCAUCGACACCCCCCCCCAACCCCCACCCUCACCGCCGCAGCCAGAGCGGAGCGCGACGUGCCACUGCCUUUCCCGCAACCAGCGGGAUCCGUAACUGCAGGCAGCCGAGCGCACCGUUUGGAGGAAGGCAAGAGACCUUCUCGAAGCGGAACGUGGCGAGAAGGGUUCCAGCUCCCGCCGGCCGGCGUCGAGAGCUGUCGGCAGAGGGACGUCGGCAGCCCCUUCCUCGAACCCCUGGGGAUUUUUGGGGGCAGGGGCAGUUAUCUGAGCAGCCAAUUCAGCUGCGAGUGGCCCUUCUGUCCGUCGCGGCCGGACCUGAGCGCCGGUGAUCUGGACAUCGUCGUCUUCCCCGCGACGGCUGUUUGAAAACGGUGCCGGGAGUUGAAGACGGAGCAUCUGCACCGUGAGCAAAAAGAGGAAGGACGUUUUCCGCUCGGACGCGCGUGGAGCAGCCCAAGUCGUCCGACACGUCGCUUCCUCUGCGCUAAAACGGGAAGCGGCGCGAGGCCAAGCCCGACGCCUCAGAGACUCCUGGCGAGGGCGCGGUCGACACCGGCUGAGGUCUGCGCCCGAAGCGCGUGUGUCGCGUGCGCGCGGUCGUCUCCUUACCGGCGUAAAAAGUGAGGGCGCUCUGUGGUGAUGUGAUGCCGUCGUACGGUUGCGCGGGAGCCAGCGACGUCCCGGGUUCCCUGCUCUUCCCGCACGUGUCCUCGGCAGCGGGCAGGCGGGUCAUCGCUUGAUCGCGGCGCAGGACAGCUCAGGGGUCCGGGUUUGUUCUCCUGGCCGCCUUCGAUCCAGAUUCUCCGCGAAUCCGGUCCCUCUGUCCCUCCGUCGUGCUCCGCCGGGGUCAAGAGUACAGGGGCACAGUCUAAGGUGAGCAUGGACAGAGCCCUCCGCCCACAUGUCCUCUGCAAAGGCUGAUGGCGCCACCGGCCAUUGACCGUACCGGUGCCCCCCGCGCCCUGCCGUAGGCCCAGAGAGCACAAGCGAACCAGGCACUGACCCCCACCCCCUACUAGCGUCCCUCCUUACUCCUCGUCCUGCAAAACGGAUGUCCUGCCUGAGGCGCCAGCCCAUGGCCAUCCCCAUGGAUACGGUCAAGAUCAUCCAGUCGGAGAAGUUUCCCCACGACUGCCCUGCCCCCGUCACGCAGCCCCGCUACGCCCCCCCGCCGCGGGUGGCCUGGGAUGGGGGCGGUGAGGGGGAGGUUAUUGUCAACCAGGCGUGCAGCGAUCUCGCCCUGGACAUACCCCCGCGGCCGCUGGUCUCCCCACCCCGCCCGCUCCCCCCGGCCCCCGCCCGCCGCGAGAGGGCCUACUUGGCCCAGCGCAAGACCAGCGCCGCCGAGCUCUGCUACCACAGCCAGUUCCACUACAAGAUGGACGACGUCAUCGUGAACCAGUACGUGCUGCGCUCCGCCGCUUCGUCCUCGGCGGGCGGCGGGGGCGGCGUCGUCGGCGGCCCGGUCACGCCCUGCGAGCCGCUGGACUGCCCCACCUGCGGUCACACCUACAACUUUGCGAACAAGCGGCCGCGCAUCCUCUCCUGCCUGCACUCGGUGUGCGAGGAGUGUCUGCAGAUCCUCUACGAGUCGUGUCCCAAGUACAAGUUCAUCUCCUGCCCGACCUGCCGCCGCGAGACCGUGCUCUUCACCGACUACGGCCUGGCCGCGCUCGCCAUCAACACCAGCAUCCUGGGCCGCCUGCCCUCCGACCCCGGCGGCACGGUGCAGUGGGGCAGCGACGGCGACCGCAGCUGCUACCAGACGGUGCGCCAGUACUGCCAGUCGGCCUGCACCUGCCAGAUCAGUAACCCCCUGUCGUCCUGCGGCAUCAUGUAGAGGUCCAAUCCGCCACUCACCACUCACCCUGCUGCCGCGCCACCCGAACCCGACACCCCCUCCCCCCUCCCCCGCCGUCCCUGAUGGAGCCCUUUACACACUGACAUCUCUAUAUCUAAUAGCGCUGGAGAAGACUAAUGGACUGAGGGACUUAAAGGGAAAGACUCAGCUGAUGGGAGGUAACUAAUAAAUGUAUUUAUGUACGGACUUUCAUUUACUCCUGAUGUGUUUGUCUAGAAGCAGCGGGAGGGGUUUGCGAGAAGGGGCACAACCUGCCGCCCUGGUUUGCUCGAGAUCAAGAAUAAAAAGCGACCAACUGCUCGAUCCGACCUUGUGUCCAUCGCGUGCUCUUGA
This is a messenger RNA of Scleropages formosus (Asian bonytongue), 2815 nucleotides long. It is a transcript of the gene rnf208, whose product is annotated as ring finger protein 208. The record is from RefSeq and is a predicted model, not a curated record. The coding region runs from base 1673 to 2461 and encodes 262 amino acids. Gene Ontology annotation, biological process: protein ubiquitination. Gene Ontology annotation, molecular function: ubiquitin protein ligase activity. The transcript is spliced from 2 exons. Lineage: Eukaryota; Metazoa; Chordata; Actinopteri; Osteoglossiformes; Osteoglossidae.